AUGCGACCUUAUGGCAUCAAGAAAUUUGUCCGACCGAAAAUGCACAUGCCCGACACCACUCGGAACACGCAAAUUGGACGCUGGACCAAAAAAGAGCACGAACUGUUCCUGGAAGGUCUGCAACGCUUUGGUAAGUCGUGGAAGAAGAUUUCAAGUCUUGUACACACACGAACAUUGGUGCAGAUACGUACUCAUGCACAAAAAUAUCUCCAGAAACAAUCACGUGCUGCUAUCAAAGCUGACGUUAAAGCUGCAGGAGUCACAACUUCGCAAACGAAACGAUCGCAACAACCUCAACAGCAGUCAAAGGUGAAUGCUACUGGCCGGUCGAUAUUCCAAUCAAACACUUCGUUGACUUUUGCUGUCACUCCACGGCCGUGGAAACCACUACAAUCAGGAGAUGGCGACAAUGGAUUCGCUCCUCUUACUUUUCCAAAUUCCCUGUCAUCUUUGACGUCACAAACAUUAUCGUCGACUCCACCACGCUCAUCCUUUCAGCCGAAUAAUAGCACGACUCGACUGGACCAGUUACUACAGGAUGACAAUAGCACCAUUCCAGCUUUCAUUGAUGAGUACUAUACGAGUCCGACCGCAAUUGAAGAUGGCUUGUUGAGACCAUUGUACACUAGUGAUCAAUGGUUAUCUACGAUGGAGACAUCUGUCAACCAUGUCAAUAAUCGUCGCCGUCUCGAACCUUCUCCUUCGACUUGUUCCGAAACUUCAACUGCACUCGCAUCGCAUCCUGCGUUCUGCAGCACCGCGUUCGAGCCACUAACAGUUCUUGACAAGUUGUCAUCGCCAAGCAACAGCCCAAUUCAGCACCAUUCUGCCGCUGCUGCAGUCCUACUAGCCGCCCACGAAACUGACGGGACAACCACUCAUACCGAUGCAUGGUCGUAG
Messenger RNA from Peronospora belbahrii, 900 nucleotides. Lineage: Eukaryota; Oomycota; Peronosporomycetes; Peronosporales; Peronosporaceae. The record is from the annotation of a GenBank genome assembly.